Podospora pseudopauciseta is the source of this 798-nucleotide messenger RNA. RefSeq lists its product as uncharacterized. Lineage: Eukaryota; Fungi; Ascomycota; Sordariomycetes; Sordariales; Podosporaceae. Bases 1 to 453 code for a protein of 150 amino acids. The transcript has 2 exons. The record is from RefSeq and is a predicted model, not a curated record.
AUGAACUUUUCGAAUCCAUCUAGGAUUAGGCACCUGUAUUCAACAUCGCCUCUGCGUGGUCUUCUCACAGACCAAGUUCGAUAUAAAGCCAUGGACCCUCCACCGUCAUCUCAACAGCUAACAUCAUCAACAGCAAGCACCAGCGAUCACAAGAACAUCAACAAGCUCUCUCACCUCAAGCCAACGCCCGCCUUCACUCAGCUUACUAGUCAUCGACUACACACCUCGCCAACCUCGCCUCUUCCCAGUCAAAACAUCUUUCAACUCAGCAAAAUGUCUGGAUCCGACAGCUCAAGCACCAAGUGGGACGACAUCCUCAAGCACGGAUCGGCCCUCAGCAUCGUCAGGCCUGAUGUCGUCUUCACCCCAUAUGGAGGCGGUUCCAGCUCUGGCAGUUCGUCAGGGGGGUCUUCUUCAAACUCUUCCGGUGGUUCAUCGUCUGGCGGGAAAUAAACGUAUUAUCCGGGUUAUUCAACAUUGAGGAGGUCAACUCCCAUACACACUCGUUUCGAACCAUUUCAUUUACAGCAUCAGCAUAGCGACUUGCAUGACACAUUAGAUCAUAGACGGGCGGUUCUCGAGCAGUUGGGGAGAGGCAUUGGCAUCUACUAGAUACGCCCGGUUGGCUGGAUUCAAUCGGGCAGCCCCCAAGGGCAUUUGCAUGGAGAACAGUUAGUAGGAUCUGCUGGGUACGACGGGAGGAUGGGUGCAUGACGGGGGAUUUUCCUAUACCUACUUUUACAGCUUCGCUUCUUUUUACACGACUUUUACCAAUUGAAUCGCGCGAUUUCAACUUCA